Molecule: messenger RNA, 1502 nt
Organism: Tinamus guttatus (white-throated tinamou)
Lineage: Eukaryota; Metazoa; Chordata; Aves; Tinamiformes; Tinamidae
Source: RefSeq, a predicted model, not a curated record
CAGACUGCAAUUUCUAUCUAAUUGUAAGGAAGGCUCUGGAUCAUCCUUAACAAGAGACGCUGAAUGUUUAGCAUUGCUGCUUUGGAUUGUUGAAUGUGAAUUGGAACUGCUGUAUUUACUAGGUUUGCUGGGAUGGGUAAUCUUCUUAAGGUCCUUACCAGGGAAAUUGAAAACUAUCCACAUUUUUUCCUGGAUUUUGAAAAUGCACAGCCCACAGAUGGGGAAAGGGAAGUAUGGAAUCAAAUCAGUGCAGUUUUACAGGACUCAGAAAGCAUGCUUGCAGACCUCCAGGCUUACAAAGGAGCUGGACAAGAAAUUAGAGAUGCAAUUCAAAACCCCAAUGAUAUCCAGCUGCAGGAAAAAGCAUGGAAUUCAGUAUGUCCUCUGGUUGUAAGGCUGAAGCGCUUUUAUGAGUUUUCACUCAGAUUAGAGAAAGCCCUGCAGAGCUUAUUGGAGUCCUUGACAUGCCCACCUUAUACUCCAACUCAACACCUGGAACGGGAACAGGCUUUAGCUAAAGAAUUUGCAGAAAUCUUACAUUUUACUCUCCGUUUUGAUGAACUUAAGAUGAGAAACCCUGCAAUUCAGAAUGACUUCAGUUAUUACAGGCGAACAAUAAGUCGCAACAGAAUAAACAAUAUGCAUCUAGACAUUGAGAAUGAAGUAAACAACGAAAUGGCCAAUAGGAUGUCCCUGUUUUAUGCAGAAGCCACACCAAUGCUGAAAACACUCAGUAAUGCAACUACAUAUUUUGUGUCAGAAAACAAAACUUUGCCAAUUGAGAAUACAACGGAUUGUCUCAGUACUAUGGCUAGUGUAUGUAAAGUCAUGUUGGAAACACCAGAGUACAGGAGUCGAUUCACCAGUGAAGAGACUCUUAUGUUCUGCAUGCGAGUAAUGGUGGGAGUUAUUAUCCUGUAUGAUCAUGUUCACCCAGUGGGAGCUUUCUCAAAGACAUCAAAGAUUGAUAUGAAGGGUUGCAUAAAAGUUUUAAAGGAACAACCUCCUGACACUGUGGAAGGACUUCUGAAUGCCCUCAGGUUCACUACAAAACACCUGAAUGAUGAAUCUACUUCAAAACAAAUCCGAGCUAUGCUGCAGUAGCAUCCUGAGACAAAUAGAUGUUUGUAUUGGCCACAGAAGAUGUGUAUGUUUACAUAAUUUAAUACUGUUUGAUGUUAAUACUUGUGUGUAUUUACAUAACCAUUUACUUCACACUGCUAAAAUAUAUGAACCUGUAGUCAUAACCUGACUGACUUUAUAUAGUGCAGCCUAAGGUUUUAUGCUAGCCUUUAUCUUUUGACUUUUAAAAUGCCUUUUUACUUAAAUAUUUCAUCUACAUCUACAACAGUGUAUCAUCUGUGCAUUUUAAUCCUCAGCCUUCUCUUCCACAGAAGUAAGUAGUAAAGACAAAAUGGAAUUAAAUAAACAGAAAUAUUGAAUAGUUAUCAGAGAAGUAAAAUUUAAAGGAGUAGAAAAUAAUUGUAAGUGAAAAUAAAAUU